This is a messenger RNA of Biomphalaria glabrata, 5229 nucleotides long. Its product is annotated as putative autophagy-related protein 11. The transcript has 11 exons. Bases 156 to 1196 code for a protein of 346 amino acids. The record is from RefSeq and is a predicted model, not a curated record. Lineage: Eukaryota; Metazoa; Mollusca; Gastropoda; Planorbidae.
UCCAAUUUUAUUUUUAGAAGACUGGCAGUGAGAGUUUCCACUAUUACUUUGUGUGAUCUGUCAAAUGUCCUUUCAAUUGCUAGAUAUCACAGCAAACACAAUUUAUACAGAAUAAGAAUCAUUUUGUUUAAAAAGCUUUCUCGCACAUUGACAAGAUGAGACCUUAUUUAGAAAUGGUAGAAAUGGGACUAAAACUACAAAAUUUAAAAGAGAUCAGCGAAUUUUUAAAGAAUGCUUUUGAAAAUAUUGACUUGAUCAAGGUCAAAUGUGAAUCAUGGAUUGAGGAAUUUGAAACGUCAUCGUACGAAGACAUAACACAGUUGAUUACAGACAAAACAUUAGAAGUACUUAAGAGAUGCUUAUCUAUGGCAAGUUCUCAAAUUGAAGCUUCAACUGCAGUGACUUCAUUGACAAAACAAGAAAGCAAAGAAAAACACAAUGAUACCUUGAAAAUGCCAAACACUUUUACUAAUGUUUCGCAGUAUCAAAGUUUAUCAGAGAAAUGUAUUCAGUUGAAAGCUAAUGAGACGUCUCAAAAUAAGAAAAUUCAGAAGCUCAAACAAAGACUUCAAAGUCAACUGGAAGUUAAUAAAUGUCUAAAGGAGAAACUAGACUCCAAAGGCAAUGAGAUACAAAAUAUGGAUACAAAACUGGUUGAGUUUAAACAAGAAUUUAUGAACGAGCUGACGUGUGCUAGCAAUUUUAUGUUACAACUACAAAGUCAUUGUCAAACUUUAUCAGAGCAAUUGGAAGCUAAGAAAGAGAAGGAAGAAAUACAAAAUAAAAAGACUGAAGUAUUGAGUAACAAGACAGACAUCAUUAGCCAAACUCAAGACUAUAUUAGUAAAAGUACUAAAGCCAUUGUACAACAACAAGGGGAGUUAAAUAAGAAGAUGGAAAUCAUCCAGAAAAAUCAGGAUUCAUUUGCCAAAUGUUCUACAAGGUUAGAAACUCUAGAAAAAGAAAUGAAGAAAUUGAAUGAAAUCUCAGAGACUAAACAUAAACAUGUCGAACAGACUAAUGAUGUCAGGAACAACGGAACAGAUACAUUAGAUAAAGUUGUUAAGAAAAUCAACACUUUGGAGGCACAGCUCAUCACAAUAACCAAAGUUUCUGCUAGAGUUGAGAGUCUAGAAAAUGAAAUAAUGAAAUUAAAUGGAAUUUCAGCUUUUAAAAACAAUUCUUUUAACGCUUAAUAUAAAUUUCAACUAAGGAAUAUUCAUUUUUUUCAAAAUAUUUUCUUUAAUGAAAGCAUUUAGAAAUAGUUACAAUAUAACAAUUAGUUUAAAUCAUUUUUAAAUAAAAAUAACAAUGCACCCAUACCUUCAGAAUGUCAUCCUAUAAAAUUAUUUUAAUUUAAGUUUAUUAUUAUUAUGAAAAACUUCAUUGUUAUUAUUAUUUAAAAGACGAUUUAAACUAAUUGUUUUACUGUACCUAUUUCUAAAUGCAUUCGUAAAAGAAAGUGGGAAGCGUGGUCAAGAGGCUAAGAUCAAGUGAACUUGUAUUGGCUUGGCUACCUAUGAAGAGGACUCCAGGUUCGACACCCGACUCGAGCAGUCUUAAGUUUACUGAACUAAAGGCAGCGCGGAAAAAAAAAAUCUCCCAGAUACUUUAGUGCUCUGAGCAUGCUAUAACCAUGAAAGUAGCGCUAUAUAAAAGCUAUACAUUAUUUUUUUAUUUUCAUGUCACGGUUUGCAGAAAAGAGUGCGUGACAAUAUCUAGCUGACAACCAAUACUAAAUCUCUGUACUGGACCUGUGAGAUCAUCACUCUGCUAUACGGUAGUAAAGCAAGGAAGGAAGGCAACAAGGAAAGGCUGAAUACCCUUCAUCUCUAACGCCUAAGGCGGAUUGUAAAGUUAAUAUGUCAAGAUAAAAUAGCCAUUGAGGAAGUGAUACGAAGAUAGGGUGUCAGGAGAUCCUCGCUUGUUAUCAGCAGCAGACGCCUUGGCUGGCUUAAACAUGUUGUCAGAUUUCCACAAAGUCGACUCCCACAAGACAUUUAGUACGUUGAUCUAACGGUGCCGCUAGUCUUCCACUUUAAAGGUAUACUAAUGUCUGCAAACGUGACAUGAAGCUCUUCAAAAUUGACACCAACUGAUGGGGAAAUGAGACACUGGAUAGACCUGGCAUAUGCCUCUGACAUAGAAGAAGAACGAAAGUGCUAUAGCGUCAGAUCAUUAGCGAUGUCCAACAUGUGACCGCAGCUGAGUAUUAAGGAUCUUUAGUCACAUGAGAAGUUGCAAAAGGAAAAUAUCGUGUCUCAAGACAUUAAAAUGCCUCAGCACUUCGGAAUGACAUCACAGUGGUCCUUUGUUCAAAGCGAUAGUUAUAAGGUUUCAACAUCCAGCUAACCAACUAGACAAGAAGACAAGAAUGUAAAACAACAUCCAGCUAACCAACUAGACAAGAAGACAAGAAUGUAAAACAACAUCCAGCUAACCAACUAGACAAGAAGACAAGAAUGUAAAACAACAUCCAGCUAACCAACUAGACAAGAAGACAAGAAUGUAAAACAACAUCCAGCUAACCAACUAGACAAGAAGACAAGAAUGUAAAACAACAUCCAGCUAACCAACUAGACAAGAAGACAAGAAUGUAAAACAACAUCCAGCUAACCAACUAGACAAGAAGACAAGAAUGUAAAAGACUUACUCCUUAGAAAGAACGAAGCUACUAUAAGCGCAUCCAAAAAAAUAGUUCUUCAAUAAAUGACCACGACAAGAAGACAAAAACCAAUUUAAAGUCUUCAUGCAUUUGUACGAUCUCUUCCCAUUACUUUUUACAAAGCUUAUUUCAACUCUGUCUGUCUGUCUGUCUGGUUAAAAAUUUGUACACGUUAUUUCUCUCACAUCCAUUCUCGGAUCAAGUUAAAACUUUACACAAUUAUUCAUUGGCGUAGACAAGACAAGAAUCAUAAAAAGAUAAAUUAACGCAUUAGACAAUGAAUUUAUGUUUAUUUAUCAUUAUGUACGAGAACAUAUCUAUAUUAUAAAGUAGAAUGUGAGGUGUAUGUAUGUAUGUAUGUAUGUAUAGAUGUAUGUUACUUAUAGACAUCAAAACCGCUUGGCCAAUCUUGAUUAAACUAGGCAGGAAUGUUCCUUGGGUACUAACUUAGACCGUAGUGUGUGUAUUGUAGCCCUAAAACAAACUGAAGACCCUCAAAAAAAAUAAAGUUGUCCGACUCUAUUACAGCUAUAGUAUUUUAUGGAUCUAGGCCAUGUCUACAAUGUUGACAUGAGAAAAGAUAGAAAGGAUUUAGACCUAGAUCUAAUUUUAAGAAAUACACUUUGCGCAGAUAGUUUUUUACUUUGACACAUGAAAAUACAAAAGAAGAUCCAUUGAUUUCAUUAUAUAAUCAAAUUAACCUUCAAUUUUGUGUUUCAAAAGCAUUUUUUACAUAAAUUAGUUCCUUAUAUCUGUGACUACAGAUUUCCUGACGAACAUUCUUUCAUUAGACAUGAAUCGCGUACUAAAUAUUAAUUCGUUUAAUUGUUUAUUUUAUAAUCCCUUUCCUAGAUCUAAAACUCUAAUUCAACACUAAGAUGAUAAAACUUCUCUUCGCACAGAUAGUUUUAUACUUUAACACAUACACAUAUUAAUUAAAGUCCAUUCAUUUCAUAUUUUGAUCAAAUAAACAUUCAAAUUUGGUUUUCUAAAGCUACAUUCGUUUACAAAAGCUGCGAAGCCGAGUUGAGAUAGGCCUAGAUCUAUAUUCAUUCAUGAAUCGCGUACUAAAAAUUAUUUCGUUUAAUUGUUCACUUUAUAAUCCCAUUCAUUUAACAAAGCUAUCGCUCUUUUCGUUUUUAAUAGAUAUGAAUGUAUCGACUUCGGGUAAACCCAUUUUCGCAAAACUAAUUUUAUUUUCGUAGCGAAAGAGAAAUAACGUGAAAAGAUCAUUAGCUACGUUUAACAUACAUCUAAAUCCAAUCCACUAGAUUAUCCAAAAGCAUUUUUUACAUAAAUUAGUUCCUGAUAUCUGUGACUACAGAUUUCCUGGCGAACAUUAUUUCAUUAGACAUUACCAAAUGGUUACACAUUAACACAUCUCUCUACUGAGUUUAUUCCUAGGCCUAGGUCUAAAACUCUUAUUGAACUCUAAGAUGAUAAAACUUCUUUUCGCAAAGAUAGUUUUAUGCUUUAACACAUAAACAUACUAAUUAUUGUCCAUUCAUUUCAUAUUUUAAUCAAAUUAAAAUUCAAAUUUGUUUUUCUAAAGCAUUUUUAAUACAUUCGUUCGCUGUUCGCUAAAGCUGCGUAGCCGUGUUGAGAUAGGCCUAUAUUCAUUCAUGAAAAAAAGUUCACGCAUGCGGAGCUCAGAAUGAACUCUAUAAAAGCCAAUUUUUAACUCUAGAUUAGUGUAGAUUUAGAUCUAUGUCUACCUCAAGAUCUACUUUAUACUUUAUACACAUGAACAUACAAAAUUUAGUCUAUUCAUCUCAAAUUUUAAUCAAAUAUAUGUAGGCCUACAAGCAAAUGUUUUAAUUUGAAAAAAAAAAUGGAUUCAAGCCUAUUAGCUAUUUUGAUUUGAUAGCUUCAUUCACACUAUUUUUACAUUGACACAUUCGCUUUACUUAUUACAUUAUUAUUUCGUUUCAUUUUUACAAAACACCCUCAGUGACUAUAUCGAAAGUAAUGCGCAAAUAAAGACCCGAGGGUCGCGGGUAACACAUGUCUAGUAUAUAAUAUAUGUCGGCCUUUUCCCUUAAAUAAUUGUACACUUUUUUUCUCCACACGCAUUCUCGGAUCAAGUUGAAACAUCAAAAAAAAAUAUUAAGUUUACGUAACAAAACAUGAAUUUAUUACAAAAUAACCCAAUUAGUCAAUUUUUUUUUUUGGCCUGGGAAAUAAAUUUUAUAUUCUUGAUAGAUAUAGUUUUAAGUGCGGAGUUCUUGAUCUUAAAUAAGCUUUUUUUAAAAGGAUUGUUUAUAUUUAUCUUGAUUAAGUUUCAUUUUAAAAAUAUGUAUUUGUUGGAUAUAUAUAUAUAUCGAAUCAAUAUCGAUAUUUAUAUAAUAAAUUUUAUAUAUAAUUUUUUUAAACAGAUAAAAAUGUACCUGGCACCUACAACUAAACACUUAACUAUAGAUUAUUCAAUCGUAUUUUCAAUAGUUUUUCCAGGUUUUGGAUCUAAAUGUACGUGUACUCUUUGGGAGGCUGCUAACAAAAUAUUUAUUUCAUUGCAUAUAUGUUAUGUGUACAUUCAUGUUUCUUAAUAAACGAUAACGGCAACA